This is a messenger RNA of Lethenteron reissneri (Far Eastern brook lamprey), 4017 nucleotides long. RefSeq names its product protein arginine N-methyltransferase 3-like. Gene Ontology annotation, molecular function: histone methyltransferase activity; protein-arginine N-methyltransferase activity. The record is from RefSeq and is a predicted model, not a curated record. Gene Ontology annotation, cellular component: nucleus. NCBI's taxonomy places the organism in Eukaryota, Metazoa, Chordata, Hyperoartia, Petromyzontiformes, Petromyzontidae. Gene Ontology annotation, biological process: peptidyl-arginine methylation, to asymmetrical-dimethyl arginine; chromatin remodeling.
CGCCCAGCGGCAUUUCGGCGGCUUUCGAGGCAUCAUGGCGGCGCCCAGUGAUGACUGGGUGGAGUCUUCGGACUCUUCCGACGGGGAGGAACCAGCGAUGGACUCUGGGGCUGACGUGGACCAAGCCCCCAAGGUCACGUGUCUCUUCUGUGAUGAGACCUUUGGCUCGUCAGACGAGACGCUGCUCCACUGCAGCACAGCCCACGACUUCCCUCUCCUGCACAGCCUCAAGGCCAACGGCUUGGACUUCUACGACUACAUCAGGAUUGUCAACUUCAUCAGAAACACCGGCCCGUCACCCCGUGACCUCCUCUUCUCUCCCCGCGAGUCGCAACCCUGGGUGAGCGACCGGUUCCUGACGUCCACCCUGGAGGACGACCUUCUGCUCACCCACGACGUGGACGGGGCCUUGGAGGAGGAGGAGGAGGAUGAGGCGGAGGAGGGAAUCCGCCAGGUGGGACUCCGCGACGAGGGUCUCCGCGCUCGGUUGGCGGAGAGGCGGGCGGAGAGGGCUGAGCAGGAGCUCGCCCGCGCGAUGGAGGACAUGCACAAGAUGCGGGAGGUGAUGGGAGCGAUCGUCAACGGCACAGCGGCUCCAUCGCGCUCCACCUCGCGCGGCGGCGGCGGUGGCGGCGAGGAGGAGGAGCGUCAGCAGGAGGACGAGGCGUACUUCGGCUCCUACGCCCACUUCUCCAUCCACGAGGAGAUGCUCAAGGACACGGUGAGGACGGGGGCCUACCGGGACUUCAUCUACGGCAACCCUCACCUCUUCAGAGACAAGGUGGUGCUGGACGUGGGCUGCGGGACGGGGAUCUUGUCGCUGUUUGCGGCGCGGAGCGGAGCGCGGCGCGUCUUCGCUGUGGAGCAGUCGGAGAUCGCCUACCAGGCCAUGGACAUCGUGAGACAGAACGGGCUGCAGGACAUCGUGACGGUUCUGCACGGGCGAGUGGAGGACGUCUCUCUCCCCGUGAAGGAGGUGGACCUCAUCGUGUCUGAGUGGAUGGGCUACUUCCUGCUCUUCGAGUCGAUGCUGGACUCGGUGUUGGUGGCACGAGACCGCUGGCUGUCGCCUCGAGGAGCAGUGUACCCGGACGUGUGCACGCUGCGCGUGGCGGCUCUGUGCGACGAGGCGUCCCACGCGUCGCGUGUCGCCUACUGGGGCGACGUCUACGGCUUCCGCAUGGCCUCCAUGCUCGCCCCGCUGCUCGCUGAGCCCUCGGUGGAGCGCGUCGCGCCGGAGAGACUCGCCUCCCAGCCGCACGAGGUCAAGACGAUCGACUGCUGUCGAGACAAAGUUGAGAGCUUGGAAUUCACGUCGAACUUCUCGCUGAAAAUCACUCAGACGGGCUCCUGCACGGGCCUCGUGGGCUACUUUGACGUUUACUUCAGCAAGGACUGCACCGAAAAAGUCAUGUUCUCCACGGCCCCUGGCUGCCCCGGCACGCACUGGAAACAAACCGUCUUCCUGCUGGAGAAGCCGAUCGCCGUGAGCGCCGGCUCCACGCUGGAAGGCACGAUCAGCUGUCGAAAGCAGCGCAAGGACCGCCGCUCGCUCGACAUCGUGCUGACCAUCGGCUCCGUGCGCGCUCGCUACUUCAUGCAGUGAAAUCCACUGCUGGAUGAGAGCCAGGAGGGCAGCGUGACGGGCCGUGUUGGAGAGAGACACACGUCAGCCGUCUAUCGCCGAGAUCCUACGUGAACAUCUCGCCCACCGUGUGGUGCUCCCUGGUUGGCGAGAUGUUAACCACCUCGCCUGGUGUACAGGAGGUCGUGGGUUCGAUCCCGACCCUGACACCUGCUGCUGUGUAUUUGGAGUUUGCGUCUCUCAUCAUCGUCACGGUGGCUAGGAGAUGUUAACUACCUCGCCCGCCUGGUAUACAGGAGGUCGUGGGUUCGUUUUCGACCCUGACGCCUGCUGCUGCUGUAUAUUUGGAGUUUGCGUGUCUCUCUCUCUCAUCAUCAUCACAGUGGCUAGGAGAUGUUAACCACCUCACCUGAUACACAGGAGGUGGGUUCGAUCCCGACCCUGACGCCGACUGCUGCUGCUGUAUAUUUGUAGUUUGCGUCUCUCAUCAUCAUCACGGUGGCUAGGAGAUGUUAACCACCUCGCUUGGUACACAGGAGGUCUUGGGUUCGAUCCUGACCCUGACGCCUGCUGCUGUAUAUUUGGAGUUUGCGUGUCUCUCUCAUCAUCACAGUGGCUAGGAGAUGUUAACCACCUCGCCUUGUACACAGGAGGUCGUGAGUUCGAUCCUGACCCUGACGCCUGCUGCUGUAUAUUUGGAGUUUGCGUGUCUCUCGUGCCGUGGUCGCGUGGAUUAUUAGCCAGGUCCUCCAGCUUUUGCCCUUCAAAUUUAGAAUCAACAUCAAGCGUUCAGAGUUUAUUUGGCUGCUAGACAUUUCCACGUGAUGAUGACGAUGAUGAGCCGCUUCGACGAGCUGUCAUUUGCGAUAGCCGGUUCCGCUUCUGAAAAAGUAACAAAAUGGCUCAAGACAGCUUUACCUGAUGAAAUAAAACAUUGGUAUAGUUUUAUAAAAUCCGAACUCGAGCUUCCUGCGAUGUAUCCGGCUUGUCGAGUGUUCGCCGUUGACAGCCUCGGCCUCGCCAUGAUGUGAAGACCACAGUUCUCAAGGGUAGAGAGUUCACGUCUUCACUCAGUUCCUGAUACGAGGGGGCAGGGACCAAACUACGUAGCGUAAGUUGUAAGUUCGGGUGAAGAUACGAUUUUCCGUAACUCCCGAGCAAAUAAGAGACGACCAUUAGACGUCGUAAAAUUACGAGGGAUUGGGUGGUCAGGGUCCACUGGUAAGUUGAUAGUUAAACGAGAAUAUGGCGUGAAUACAACAAGUAACGUGAUUAACAACAUUCAAAAAUAACUCCAUCGCACGAAGCAAUGCGAUCAUGGCGGCCAUUUUACAUGGUGGGGCAUGGCAGCCAUUUUACAUGGGAGGGCAUGGCGGCCAUGUUGCCACGGGGGUCGUCUUCCUCGCCCCUGAUUGGCUGAUUGCAGUGGGAGUGAUUACGCAACCCCAAGCAACAGCUGUUACGUGGACGAGCGUUCGAAUCCCACUACGGACACCCGUAUUUAGUUUAACUCGUAGUAGGAGGCUCUAAGCGACCAAAACUAUGAAUGUGUCGUUAUGCCCGCCACCACCCGACACGGCCAAUUAGCGAAGGUUUGUCACGUAAACAAGAAUUGCCAAUUCGUUACCGGUUCAGAAUAACCGGUUUGUGUUGUUGGCGAGUAAACAAACACGACAGCAUUUCCUUCGACUUACGAUCUGUUCACCUUUCGAUUUAAAGCUUUCGUGACUGCAGGGAUUCAUCUUCUUGGUUCUUUCGGUAAAGUCACGUAGAAUGUAAGUGAUAAAAUAAUACAAAAUAAAACAUUAAAUAAUUCUCACGACGUUUCGGCCACAACGCAAGCAGCCGUCCUCAGGUGGAGAGCAGGUCUGUCGAGUAGACAGAAGUCAUUCAGACUCUUGUCUAUUUCAUUAUUUCCCUUCUACGUGACUUUACCGAAAGAACCAAGAAGUUAAGACUAUCGAUUUUAAUGGAAAAAUAACGGAUAAAACACCGUAAGAUGAUUACAAAUGUCAUGUUAAUAGCUUCAAAAAGUCAAAGAUUCUCAACUUGCUCGCCAUCGUUGUCAACGCGCGCCUGGAAUCUUCUCCAGGUGGUCUCCACAACCCGGAGGGACAUUUAUUGCGUUUGCAAAUUCUUAGAAGUGUUAAACAAGAAAUGUUAAGCUCGCUGUACGUGGCCUUAACCAGACUACACAGGCGAGUGCUGUUAAAUCCUGGACGCAGUGCCGGAUUAUUCUAGUAGCAGAAGUAGCUACAUAUGUAGUAGCUACUACAUGUGUAGUAACUACUACAUGUGGAGUAGCUGCUACACAUGCAGCUGCUACACAUGUAGUUAUUACACAUGUAGCUACUGCACAUGUGUAGUAGCUACUGCACAUGUGUAGUAGCUACUACACAUGUGUAGUAGCUACUACACAUGUGUAAUAGCUA